Hydra vulgaris (swiftwater hydra) is the source of this 1063-nucleotide messenger RNA. RefSeq names its product arginine-hydroxylase NDUFAF5, mitochondrial. Gene Ontology annotation, molecular function: S-adenosylmethionine-dependent methyltransferase activity. Gene Ontology annotation, biological process: mitochondrial respiratory chain complex I assembly. NCBI's taxonomy places the organism in Eukaryota, Metazoa, Cnidaria, Hydrozoa, Anthoathecata, Hydridae. The record is from RefSeq and is a predicted model, not a curated record. Gene Ontology annotation, cellular component: mitochondrion.
UAUUUUUCAGUAAAUUAAUAUUCUAAAUGAAUGUAAAUGUUUUUAUCCAAAGCAAACUUUCUUACUUCAAGCAUCUUAUUUCGACCAAGUUUGUGUGGCAUUAAGGUGCUGAUAACAAAAAGUUAUUCUAGCAAUAAAGGGACAACAAAUGUUUUUGAUGAAAAAACCAAAGUUCACCAGAAGAGGAUUGCUGCAAAAUUUCAAGAUGAAGAUGUUUAUGAUUAUCUUAAAAAUGAAGUAGCAGAAAGAGUUGCAGAUAGAUUAGCUGAUAUCUUGAAGUAUUUUCCAAAGGCUUUAGACUUUGGUGCAGGAAAGGGUUAUUUAGCAAAGUACCUAAAUAAGGAAGAAAUUGGUAAAUUGUACCAGCUUGAAUCAACUAAAGAGAUGUUGGAUUUAUGUAAACACACUGAUCUUGAUGUUGAAAGUAUAGUUUAUCAAGAUGGAAAGUUUCCGUUUGAAGAGAACUCUCUUGAUUUGAUUCUCAGUAGCUUAAGCUUACAUUGGAUUAAUGAUCUACCAGCUAUUUUUUCACAAUUAUAUCACUGUUUAAAAGAAGAUGGUGUAUUUCUAGCUGCAAUGUUUGGAAAGGAUACUUUAUUUGAGCUUAGGUGUGCUUUACAGCUGGCAGAAAUUGAAAGAGAAGGGGGGUUUGGACCACAUGUAUCACCUUUUACUGAAAUGAGAGAUGUCAGUGCUUUGUUAAAUGGAGCAGGGUUCAAUCUAACUACUAUUGAUCAAGAUGAAAUUAUUAUCAGUUAUCCUUCAAUGUUUGAACUUAUGCAUGAUUUGAAAGGAAUGGGUGAAAACAAUGCAACAUGGACAAGAAAAAAUAUCUUGCAUAGAGAUUCUAUGUUAGCUGCUGCCGCCAUAUAUAAUGAGUUAUAUGGCAAUGGGGAUGGUAGUAUUCCUGCAACAUUCCAAAUUAUAUAUAUGAUUGGAUGGAAACCUUCAAAAAACCAGCCAAAGCCUUUAGAAAGAGGAAGUGCUACAGCAAGUUUUAAAGAUUUGGAAAAAAUAGCUUCGCAAGUUAAUAAAAAAUAAAUAUACUUUUUUAAAAUGAAAA